GUUGAAACCGUGGAACCUCAAUAUUUUCUCAUUACGCAAUUCGCAUUCCGAUCUAUCUAUUCGUAAACACAACACAGCCCUGAACUCGCUUGCGAAAAGACAACAACUGACAACAAUUGACAACAAAUACCAUGGCGACAACGAAAGAUACACAGUUCCCCUGCAUGUUGAAUAUUGAGGUGCCAUUCCCAACACCUCGACUAGCAUCCAUCGCUCUGAAGGCAUUGCAAGUUGACAAAGAACUGUCUCCGCUAGUACAGCGACACUUUUCUAUUGGUAACUCAAAUAAUAAUACCGCCAACGGAGAUAUAGUAGGAAACAUAUUGCAGAUUGAGUAUAAAGCCACAACGAAUAGGAUGCUUCGUGUAGCUGUCAACUCCUUCAUGGACAGCCUGAACCUAGUUCUUGAAGUUAUGCAAGAACUCGACACAGACGUCAUAGCUACGAAAGACAUCGCGGUAUGAGUAUAGAAAGACAGACAGACAUCCCUUCUCAUUGAGACCGUUCUAGAGUUACGAAGUGGAAUGCCAAAUCUCUAAUAGACAUAUCGAAUUCGAUCUAGCGACAUGGGACGAUGCUUAGUUAUUUUGGACGCAAUUUUUUAUUGGUUUGAUGGGGG
Molecule: messenger RNA, 619 nt
Organism: Annulohypoxylon maeteangense
Lineage: Eukaryota; Fungi; Ascomycota; Sordariomycetes; Xylariales; Hypoxylaceae
Product: Pcc1-domain-containing protein
Exons: 3
Coding region: 132-464 (110 amino acids)
Cellular component (GO): EKC/KEOPS complex
Source: RefSeq, a predicted model, not a curated record